Messenger RNA from Arabidopsis arenosa, 1367 nucleotides. The record is from the annotation of a GenBank genome assembly. NCBI's taxonomy places the organism in Eukaryota, Viridiplantae, Streptophyta, Magnoliopsida, Brassicales, Brassicaceae.
AGCUGUUCCUUGUCAAAGUCUUGCAAAGUAGCAAAACCAGGUUUUGAAAUUGGAAAACAUUUUUCUUUUGAGGGUGUUGUUGAAGCAGAGGAAUGGGUGGUGAGAGUAAUGAAGGAGAGAUGGGUUUUAAGCAUGGAGAUGAUGAGAGUGGUGGGAUCUCAAGAGUUGGAAUUACAUCAAUGCCCUUGUAUGCAAAGGCAGAUCCUUUCUUCUCUUCUGCAGAUUGGGAUCCAGUUGUCAAUGCUGCUGGUGGCUUCUCAAGCUCUCAUUACCACCCUUCAAUGGCGAUGGAUAAUCCAGGGAUGAGUUGCUUCUCUCAUUACCAACCCGGUUCUGGUUCCGGUUUUGCAGCAGACAUGCCUGCUAGUCUUCUUCCGUUUGGUGAUUGUGGAGGUGGUCAAAUUGGUCAUUUUCUUGGUUCAGACAAGAAAGGGGAAAGAUUGAUCAGAGCUGGAGAAUCAUCUCAUGAGGAUCAUCAUCAGGUUUCAGAUGAUGCUGUUCUUGGUGCUUCCCCAAUUGGGAAAAGAAGGCUACCUGAAACCGAAUCACAAUGGAACAAGAAAGCUGUGGAGGAAUUUCAAGAAGACCCUCAAAGGGGAAGUGAUCAGAGCCAGAAGAAACACAAGAAUGAUCAGAGUAAAGAGACGGUGAACAAGGAGAGCUCACAAAGUGAAGAAGCACCCAAAGAAAACUACAUUCAUAUGAGGGCAAGAAGAGGUCAAGCCACUAAUAGUCACAGUCUUGCAGAAAGGGUUAGAAGAGAAAAGAUCAGUGAAAGGAUGAGAUUGCUUCAAGAGCUUGUUCCCGGAUGCAACAAGAUCACCGGGAAAGCGGUUAUGCUCGAUGAAAUCAUCAACUAUGUUCAGUCAUUGCAACAGCAAGUUGAGUUUUUGUCUAUGAAACUUGCGACGGUGAAUCCAGAAAUCAACAUUGAUAUAGACAGGAUUCUCGCCAAAGAUCUUCUGCAAUCAAGAGACAGAAACACUCCUACACUCGGGCUGAAUCCUUUUACCGGUUUUCAAGGGACCAUACCGAACCUUUCUACCACCACAAAUCCACAAUACAACCCAUUACCUCAGACAACACUAGAGAGUGAACUACAAAACCUUUACCAGAUGGGGUUCGUCUCAAAUCCAACGACUAUGUCCAGUUUCUCACCUAAUGGUCGAUUGAAACCUGAGCUCUAGUACUUCAAGGACACGGAAAAUUUGCAGGGAGUUUGUAUAGAAGAUGGCUUUGGUUCUAAGUAUCAUAUGUGUUCGUUCUUCCAUAUUAUUUUUUCUAAGCAGAAGGAUUUGGAUUCUCAGUUGUUGUUGUUUUUGCUUUUCCUCAACGAAGAAUGCAUUUAUUAAAUAUGGAAAUCAGAA